Messenger RNA from Parnassius apollo (apollo), 840 nucleotides. NCBI's taxonomy places the organism in Eukaryota, Metazoa, Arthropoda, Insecta, Lepidoptera, Papilionidae. The record is from the annotation of a GenBank genome assembly.
UUGCAGCGCUACAACGCUCACUAUGAUAUUUAUGCGCAAUCCGCUUGCAGCAGGAACGUCGGGCGCGCGGCAAUAUUUCUGGUGGCCGCUUGCAGCGUUGCAGCUGCAGCUCACCUCGAUAUCGUCGAGGUACGAGCAGGGCGCGGGCUGCGCAGGCGAAUCGGGCGCUUGACGGUACUCCUGACGGCCGCUUGCAGCGCUGCAGCUCACCUUGAUGUCGUCGAGGUGCGGGCGAGGCGCGGGUUCCGCGCGUCAGUACUCCUGGCGGCCGCUUGCAGCGCUGCAGCUCACCUUGAUGUCGUCAAGGUGCGGCCGGGGCGCGGGUUGCGCGCGUCAGUACUCCUGGCGGCCGCUUGCAGCGCUGCAGCUCACCUUGCUGUCGUCGAGGUGCGGGCGGGGCGCGGGUUACGCGCGUCAGUACUCCUGGCGGCCGCUUGCAGCGCUGCAGCUCACCUUGAUGUCGUCGAGGUGCGGGCGGGGCGCGGGUUACGCGCGUCGUACCUGGCAGCCGCUUGCGCGCUGCAGCUCACCUUGAUGUCGUCAAGGUGCGGCCGGGCGCGGGUUGCGCGCGCGUACUCCUGGCGGCCGCUUGCAGCGCUGCAGCUUACCUUGAUGUCGUCGAGUGCAGGCGGGGCGCGGGUUACGCGCCUCAGUACUCCGGCCGCUUGCAGCGCUGCAGCUCACCUUGAUGUCGUCAAGGUGCGGGCGGGGCGCGGGCUGCGCGUGCGCGUCGGGCGCGCGGCGGUACUUCUGGCGGCCGCUUACAGCGCUGCAGCUCACCUUGAUGUCGUCGAGGUGCGGGCGGGGCGCGAGCUGCGCGCACGCGUCGGGCGCGCGUAG